AUGGAGCGAGAAAAGUACAUCCGCAGCCAGGGGUAUGGAUUAACCGUCAUCUGGGAACACGAGUACUACGACCACGUCAAGGCAGAUUCCAAAAUGAAGGCACUCGUCCAAGAACUAUCAUUUAUUUCCCCCUUGAACCCCCGCGAUGCCUUCUACGGCGGUCGGACCAAUGCUGUCAAGCUUUAUCAUCAAGUCAGCGAUGACGAGAAGAUAAGUUAUUUCGACGUCAACAGCGAGUAUCCGUACGUCAACAAAAACAAGCGAUACCCAGUUGGCACUCCAACCAUUAUAACCAAAGACUUUGAAGACAUUCGGAAAUACUUUGGAUUAGUACAAUGUCAAGUCCUACCGCCCGGGAAUCUGCAGCUUCCCGUGCUUCCCUACCGCUCCGGUGGCAAGUUAACAUUCCCUUUGUGUCGCACCUGUGUGGACAACCAUCAGAAUGCUAGAUGCGAGCACACGGACGAUGAGCGCAUUUUAACCGGAACAUGGUACGGAAUCCAGUGGAUGGCCACCCCAUGUUCAAACCGAAGAGCAAAAGAGCAACACAUAGCGAAUUUCAAGGAGCAUGAAAAAGUUAACUUGGAAUAUGAGAAGAUCAGCACAAAUCUGGGAUUACGAUCCUUAUCCAAGCUCUGCCUGAACAGUUUUUGGGGACGUUUGGGAAUGCAAGAUAACAAGCCCAACACUGAGUACGUUGACGAACCAGGCAAAUUCUACGACAUGCUGCUGUCCGGAAAGUACCACGUACAAUCCUGGGAAUUGUUUACGGAAGACGUUGUGCAGCUCUCGUACACCAAAGAAAGCGGAUUUGUGGAGCGCAAUCCCAAUACCAACGUGAUUUUGGCGGCAUUUACAAUAUGUUGGGCACGACUACAUUUGUACAAUUUUAUGGAUAUGGUAAAAGACCGGUUGCUGUACUUUGAUACAGACUCAAUUUUUUUCGUGACCAAGCCGGGACUAAUUGACCCACCCACCGGAAUUUUUCUGGGCGACCUGACCAACGAACUAAAGCCAGGACAAUACAUCACGCAGUUUGUUAGCUUGGGUGCAAAAACGUAUGCCUACGUCACCAAUGAUGGAGAUGCUGUCGUCAAAGUGAAAGGUUUUACGUUCAAUGGACAAACGAGUGAGCAGAUUAACUUUAGCACCAUGUUAGAGAUGCUGGAAAACCGCACUUCUGUUAAUAUUCAAUAUCCGGGUAUUCUUAAGCGAGUUAAAGAAGAUCUGACUAUAUGUACCACUAGUAUGGAAAAACGCCUGCAAGUGACAUAA
This is a messenger RNA of Paramacrobiotus metropolitanus, 1275 nucleotides long. RefSeq lists its product as uncharacterized. Bases 1 to 1275 code for a protein of 424 amino acids. The transcript is spliced from 5 exons. Gene Ontology annotation, molecular function: DNA-directed DNA polymerase activity; nucleotide binding; DNA binding. Gene Ontology annotation, biological process: DNA replication. The record is from RefSeq and is a predicted model, not a curated record. NCBI's taxonomy places the organism in Eukaryota, Metazoa, Tardigrada, Eutardigrada, Parachela, Macrobiotidae.